CAACUAUUCCAGACGGACUUGAAAUUUGAAAUAAGAGAUGAUUGGAAUUUAAUUUGAUAACAAGUCCGCCUAUCAUUAUAUUAUUUCCUCAUAACCUACACUUUUUCAUACCACCGCCUCAUUUCCCCCUUUUUAUUACGUUGUGUGCUAUCGCGAUAGAUUACUUUGUCGUCGUCUACCUUCUGCUCAUACCCUAAAUCAGAUUUUUUUCCCCACAAUUCACCUCCGCAUUUGAUCAUCAGAUGGCGGCUAAGCCCCUAACUACUGAGGCAAUCGCUCUUACAGAGAAGAAAAUGGAUAUGUCAUUAGAUGACAUCAUCAAAAUGUCAAAGACUCGUGCAAUGAAGCCUAACAAACAAAGAGUUUCUAAUAAGGGUCAGAAAUCGUUCAACAAUGCCUCCCAAGAUAAAGGUUUGAAAGUCAAAAGGUUUAUGGACACAAGAACUUCCUUCAGACAGGGUGCCCUUGCUCAGAGGAGGUCAAACUUUCAGGGAAAUCAGUUCCCUUUGGCAACUGAAGCUGCUAAAAAGGCUGCUGUUGCUCCAAUUCGCAACAGAGCUUCCAAUCGGAGUAGGCCAUUCAAUGUUAAUAAAUCAAGGGCUGGGGCCUUGACUUUCCAGAGGAAUUCUGCAACUGGAGCUGGCUUCAGUGUGAAGAAACCACUACAAAAACCAGUGCAGCAAGCGUCUCUAGGCUCCAAACAGAAGCCUCAAACCUUGGACUCGCUUUUUGCUAACAUGAAAGAACAAAGAAUGAGGGUCUUGUCUCAUCAGAAUAACGGGUCAAGAAGAAAUGGAAGGAGCCAGCCUGUAGUGCCAUGGGCGAGACGAUAUAGCCAAAACUAGUAGCUCCUCCAGCUUAGAUUACUUAUGAGAAGUGUUAUCCUGAAGUAUGUUGUCCCUGUCAAGCAAAAGGUUUUACUCGACUGGGAUUUCUAGUUCAAAAUGGAGAUUUUGUAUAGCAUCAAGUUAUGUUUUCCAAGCUGUUGGUGAAUUCUUCUAGCAUUGUUGAUGGAGUUGGCACUGUGUCGACUUUAUGUGUUACUGAGCAAGGAUCUCUUUACUUUGGGGCAAUUUGACAUGUCUGGUGCUGGGCUUGUGCACGAGGAUAACUACUUGGGUUGUCGUGUGGUUGGGUAUCUUGGUCCUCUUGACUGAUUUCCACUUGCAAUCAGUCUUAUCCUACAAAAUAGGCAAAAUGAUGGAUUAGUGUGUUGUUCAUUGGAACCAAAUAUGGAGUAUGGAGUUUGUUAGUUUUCAUUACAGCUUUUAGUCACAUGAAUUUGACAUUCGUGUUGCGUCUCAAAUCAGCGAUUCCUUUGUAUUAGUAUUACAUACAUCUAUUUGCAUCACUAAUUGUUUUUCAUUUA
Molecule: messenger RNA, 1369 nt
Organism: Salvia miltiorrhiza (redroot sage)
Lineage: Eukaryota; Viridiplantae; Streptophyta; Magnoliopsida; Lamiales; Lamiaceae
Exons: 7
Coding region: 243-845 (200 amino acids)
Source: RefSeq, a predicted model, not a curated record